This is a messenger RNA of Spinacia oleracea (spinach), 1664 nucleotides long. RefSeq names its product pectinesterase. The record is from RefSeq and is a predicted model, not a curated record. Gene Ontology annotation, molecular function: pectinesterase activity. The transcript is spliced from 2 exons. The coding region runs from base 362 to 1420 and encodes 352 amino acids. Lineage: Eukaryota; Viridiplantae; Streptophyta; Magnoliopsida; Caryophyllales; Amaranthaceae. Gene Ontology annotation, biological process: cell wall modification.
AAAAAAAAAAAAUCAAAUUUCAACAAAAAUUCUUAUUAUGAGUCUCACAAUGGAACGAUCAGAUACUUAUUCAGGACAAAAAUUAUGACCAGAGCUGCUACUUUCUACCUUCUGAGGGACUGACAGUGUUGAAUUUCCUUAACGAGCAGUCAGUCUAAUAAUUUCCUGAUCAACACAGUUUAGCAAAAAUUAGAAAAAAUGUAGCAAAAAUGAAAAUAAAAGUUCCUGCAUCUGGCCAUAUGGAUACAUAUAUGACUUUCUAUAUUGAAGCAAGUUAGAUCGAGCGCGGAGCACAAAACAGAUACGAGUUUAUAGUGUUUCAUUGUGAGUAAAAAGCUUUGAAUCUGCAAACAAAUUGACAAUGGGAAAAACAAGUGGCGUUUGUCUUAUCUUGGUUAUUGUUGUAGCAUUAAUCUGUGGAGCUUAUUUGUUGCUCAAGUAUCAUGAGAAGUUCCAUAAACCCAAAUCCAGUAGCAAUUAUAAGUUUGAUGCAAUAGUGUGUUCAAUGGGAGAUGAGACUUUUACUACAGUCUCUGAGGCUAUUAUUUCUGCACCAUCAUAUAGUUCAACAAGGUUCUUCAUUCGGGUUUGCUCGGGGGUGUAUAAUGAAGUGGUGGUCGUGCCUCAAAAUAAAACUAACAUUGUUUUGAUUGGAGAUGGAGCAGAAACCACUAAAAUCACAGCCAAUCGUCACAUUUCUGACUUCUCAACAUCGGAAACUGCCACUUUCUCUGUUUUGGGUGACGGAUUCAUGGCACAAGACAUUACAUUUGAAAAUGAUGCAGGAAGUGAGAGUGGCCAAGCAGUAGCACUGUUAUGCUCCGCAAACCACACCAUUUUCUACAGAUGUAAAUUCAUAGGGUACCAUGAUACUCUCUAUGCAAAACAAGGUAGUCAGUACUAUAGAGAGUGUGAUAUCUAUGGUACAGUCGAUUUCAUCUUCGGAUUUGCAACUGCUGUAUUCCAGAAAUGCAACCUGUACGGUCGAGUAUCAAAAUAUCAGAAAGUUACUUUUACUGCACAAGGAAGACAGUCCUUGGAUGAGAAAUCAGGUUUCACAUUGCAAGGCUGUUACUUCACUGCAGCACCCGAAGCUGGGAUGGGAGCUAAUAUAAGUGGAUUCCUUGGAAGACCGUGGUUUCCUUACUCAACUGUCAUGGUAAUGGAGUCAUUUUUAGAUACCAUAAUUACUUCUUCUGGGUGGAGAGAAUGGUCUGAUACUCCAGAAACAAAUGCUAUUUAUCUUGAGUAUAACAACUGGGGACCUGGAGCUGAUACCAGUGGGAGAGUACACUGGUCAGGGUUUAAGGUGGUAACUGAUGCAAAGGAGGCCAUGCCAUAUACUGCUUCUCACUUCAUCCAAGGAGAUGAAUGGAUCCCUCCAACUAAGGUUCCCUAUGAUGCUGGAUUUCUCUCUUAGUGCUUUUUAUUUAUUUUUACUCUACUGUAACUAAUUUCUGAUACUGAAAACUCCUCAAAACAAACUAGGCUAAGAAAUAGAGGUAAAAUUAGCAUCAUCGUAGGUAAGGAACACAACUGUUGGGCAGUGUCAUAUGAUUUGUGUUGCUUCUUUAUUUAUUUACAAAAUUGUUGAAAAACAUUACCAACUCAGAAAUUUUUUGGUCUAAAUAUAAUACCGGUGACCGGAUCACAGGUUGAAUCAA